AGCUGAUCCUCGGAUAGAAACACGGCUGACAGGAGGAGGAAAAAAAGUUCAUUUUGGUGCUCAGAUACGAUGUUUACUAGACGAAAGAAUGAAAACAAGGUCUUUUUUUUCCUUUCACCUAACUAUUUUGACGCUUUUCAUUGGCUCCCUCGUGCUGUCAGUCAGAUGUGGGCGGUGUCAUCCGACAAAUGAUAGUUCCAGUAAGUCCUCACAUGCUGAACAGCUCAGAGAGUCAACAGGCUGUCCGGGGCGCAGACGGAACAUCACUACGACUGGAUAACAACAACACACCGACGGCUCGACACACUGUGGACACUCAGACAACUUCUUCUCCUCAUGACAUGCCUUUUUACGAACACACUUUUUAUUGUUGUUAACACAGAUUCGUACCGGCUUGGGAUGUGACUGUCAGUGCAGACUUUGCGCCCAGGCGGAGCUCUGUUUUUCCCGGACACAUUUAUCGCGUGUGCGCGCACAUUUGAGAGGCGAAGUUGCCGCUUUAGAGGGGCGACAGGCUCGUCACUUUUGCGUGACAUUGUAACACUUUGCUCCGUCACCUCUCGACCAUGGCGGAAGCGGCCCAGCAGCCACACCUGGUGGAGAUCGACCCGGAUUUUGAGCCCCUGUCGCGGCCGCGGUCGUGCACUUGGCCCCUGCCCCGGCCGGAGUUCAUCAACCCGGGCGACUCCAACACGUCCUCGCCGGUGUCGUCCGUGAAGCAGGAGCCCGCCGGCAACAGCGACUUCAUCAACAACCUCAGCCUGCUGGAGGAGACCGAGGACUUCACGGAGCAGAAGCCUGUCAUCCUGUGCACUGAUUUCCAGUGUCAGGAGAACUGCGUCCACCAGCAACCUCCACAGCAGCAACAUCAGCAGCAACAUCAGCAGCAGCAGCAGCACCAGAACCCGCAACUCCCGCAUCACCACCAUCAGCAGCAGCCGCAGCAGCAGCAGCAGCAGCAGCAGGUGCCUCUGCUCUCCUCCCCGGUGGGCACUGCGUCCUCGGCGGCCGCAGCUGCCGCCGCUGCCCAGAGAAAGAGCAGCUCCUCCCGGCGAAACGCGUGGGGGAAUAUGUCAUAUGCAGACCUCAUAACCAAAGCUAUCGAAAGUUCUCCUGAGAGCCGACUCACUCUGUCUCAGAUUUAUGACUGGAUGGUGAAGAGUGUGCCUUAUUUCAAGGACAAGGGGGACAGCAACAGCUCUGCAGGCUGGAAGAACUCCAUUAGACACAAUCUGUCGCUGCACAGCCGCUUUGUUCGUGUCCAGAAUGAGGGGACGGGAAAGAGCUCGUGGUGGAUGCUAAACCCGGAGGGCGGGAAAAGUGGCAAGUCCCCACGCCGCAGGGCAGCCUCCAUGGACAACAACAGCAAGUUCACCAAGAGCAGAGGGAGAGCGGCUAAGAAGAAGCUGUCCCUGCAGGGCGGCCCUGACGGAGGUGCAGACAGCCCGGGUUCCUACUCCAAGUGGCCUGGCAGCCCAAACUCCCACAGCAACGAUGACUUUGAUGCGUGGAACAGCUUCAGGCCACGGACCAGCUCCAACGCCAGCACUCUGAGUGGCCGCCUCUCCCCCUUCAUGCCCGAGGACGACCUCGGGGAGGCCGACGUGCAUAUGGGCUACCCAGGAGCCCCUGGGGCCAAGAUGACAGCCACGCUGCCCAGUCUGACAGAGAUGACGGGCUCUCUGGGACACAGUUCUGAGAACGUCAUGGAGAACCUUCUGGACAACCUGAACUUGCUCUCGCCCAACAACUCUCAGGUCGGAGGAGGGGCCACGACCCCCGGCUCCUCCCAGUCCUCCCCCUCUCCUAUGAUGCAGCCGAGCCCCGGCUACCCGGCCUACAGCUCCCCCAGCAUGGUCUCACAGCCUCAGCAGGAGUACCGCAAGUGCGUGUACGGCCAAGCAGGAAUGAACACGCUGUCGUCCAUGCCGCUGCAGAGCCUGCCAGAGAGUAAGCCCAGCUUCGGGCCCACGAUGGGCCAGUACAGCUGCCCAGCAGGGCUUCUGAAGGAGCUGCUGACGACAGAUACAGACCAGCACGGCGAUCUGAUGCCGUCAGUGGACACUGUGGUGUCUCAGUCCAGCGGAAGCUGCAUGCUGCCACCGUACAGCAGCACCCAGCAUGCAGCCAAACUAAUGGGUGGAGGGAACGGUCACCCACACAGUCUCUCUCACACUCACUCCCACAAUGUGCACAGCCAAGCCCCGGCCACGUCACCAGCUAUGAACGGCCGCUUGCUUAUGCCCCUGAGCCACAGCGGGGGGGCCGCACGUUUACCUACAGCCAAAAGCCCCAUGCAGAUGCCUUAUGGCCUCUCCAGCCACCUCAGUGGCGGAGGCAUGCCUGGUGUCUUCUGCCCCAUCAACACCAACGGAUACGGCCGGCCAGGCCUGCCACAGCCCUUGCAUCAGGAGAAGCUGCCCAGCGACCUGGACGACAUGUCUAUCGAGAAGUUUGAGUUUGACAUGGAGACGGUCCUCCAUGACACUCUGAUGGACGGCGACUCCCUGGACUUCAACUUUGAGCCAAUGGUGACCCAGCAAGGUUUCCCCCACGGAGUGAAGACCACCACACACAGCUGGGUGUCUGGGUAGAAACAGGCUGCUCAACUGACUUGUUGCUGUUUGGUCAAAGACACAAUCAGAACUCAUCUGAGACAAAGUGCAUCUGAGGAUGUUUAAACCUCAGCUUCACCUACAGUUUCUAUACCGUCAACAUUUCUGUUUCAAAAAUACUUUUCUGGUCACUUCAGGAGACUGAAACUGGUCACGAUCUGCUGAGAAAGCAUCUCCAUUAGUUUCUCUGAACUGGUGAAGAUGAAAUCAGACUUAUUUUUGAAAUAUCAGAUAUUCUGUACAAACUAAGUGCCAAACAUUUUGCCUUAACGUAAGAGCCAAACUGAAACACACCUCUCUGGUUUACUCAUCAAGGUUACAGAUAGCAGCAGCACAAUCUGUGCUCAAAGUGCUCACACUCAAGCUGUUUACUGUGUCUCCACAAUCAAACUUUUUGUAUGUGCAGCGUAGUGAUAAUCGAUCACCACUACGUCUGACGGCAUGAAGGUAAUCUGGCUCAUGGGUUUGUGAACUGACAUGACAUUGAGUGACUUCUCAAGGGAUCCUCGGAUGAUGUUACAUAAUAACUCACUCUGUUAUUGCCUGAAUGUACAUAGUGUCACCAUACAGUUUGUAAAAUCAGGUCUCAUAGUGUAUUUUCUAAGACUGUAAAUAGUGUUUACAGAGCGGAAGCAAAAAUCAAGGCAGCAGAAAUGAGCUCACAGAGAAAACUGGAUCAGAUUCUUUUAAACACGUGUUGAGUGGAGGAUUCUUUUCAGUCAGCCUGUAAAGUGGUAACACACGUUGUGAUUUUCUUGUACAUACGUUAAGAAUGUAUAUUAACGUAGAUGUUUACUAGAUGUAGUAUAUAUUUGAGACCUAAAUUAUUUGUGGUUAAUAUAGAUUUAUGCUGGUGCGUAACCUGCACUCAGACAUCAGUUUGUUCUGAGUCAUUCGUCACUCUGAACCUUAAUACCACAGGGGCCUAUUUAUUGUGCCUAACAUAGUAGAUAUCGACUGCAGGCUUGAAGGGUUUUAUAUUGUAAAUGUCUACGGUCCAGAAGAUGCUCAAAUCUUGCGGUCUUGAAGAAUUCUUUGUUUUCAGUUUCCUGCUUUUUACUUCUUUUACAAGUCAAGAAGAGACGAGUUAAUGUUAAAGUUUUCCUGAACCCAUCGCAGAGCUGUGAAUGUUACGAGGUCGAGGCAGGUUGGUGGAGAAAAAGAUUUCCUCAGUGCUACUGUUGUUUUCACAACAAGGCCCCAUCCAAGACCGGUCAGAGGUUGUCAUUAAACUCACUGUGAGUAGCCAGCCUGUCCCCUGUUCAAUUCCACAUAUUUUCUUCUUCACUAUCUCUGUCCCGAAAGGUUAGUGUGACUGAUUUAAAUCAGUACAGUGUGAUUCGACCGAGCCCUUCGAUGCUGUCAACAGGAUCAGCUUCACUGCUUUUGAUGAGACUCCACUCUGCCCCUCCUACCUCCACCUAUCUCUGUGUCUUUGUAACAGUUUGAUAUAAUGGUGACUUGAUAACUCCAAUCAUCUUUUAAAUAACAAGUCUGUUUUAAUUGUUUUUUAUUUUUUUUUAAAGUCGCCCCUGAAAAGCGCCACUAAGUGUUAACUAUCUUAUCUUUUCGCUUGUAUAUUUGCAUUUUCCGACUUGUUUUUCUCACUUAUUGCUGUACUAACAACGAGCUUUGUCAGCCUCCCAGUGACUUAUUGUGCAGACUCACAAACGGUGUACGUUUUGUGCAAGGUUGUCGCUCCCUUUGUGAAGAUGGUGUCCUUAAACACGAAGUCAACUGGUUCGCUGGGUCAGAGAUAACAAACUAAAACUGAAAACUGCCUAUUUGAAAUCAGAGGAAACGUUCACCUAAAAAUGAGAUCUCAGUCAUCGUGUGCUCGCCCUUUCAUAGUGGUGGAAAGUCGCUUCACAGCAAAACAGCAUUGCAGCAUCUUCUGAUCAACUGAAGUAGAUGGGGAAUAGUUUUAAAAUGCAGAAGAAACAACAACAACAACAACAAAAACAUAAAAUGGCUCUGUACGACUCGUUUGGCGUAUUUCAAGUUUCUGGAUUAGUUUAAGAAGACAUUAUUUACACACUGUUAGCCGUGCUAACACUCUUAGCUUAGCUGCUACAGUGAAGAUUCCAUCAUAAAAAUGUGUGACUCAGUAAUGUCUUUCCAGAUCAAUUUGGGAUCUCGGGGCAUCCAGAGACUUGGAUUAUGCUAGGCAGGCCUAUAUGGAGCCAUUCUAAGGUUUUCAGGUUUUUUUUUUAUUUUUGUCAGUAGUUUUUUUAAACGAGUCUCUGUCUACUUCAGCUGUUGAGGAGAAUUCAGCAACACCGAGCUGUCGAGAAGCUCCACGAAUGUUUGCGUGAGUGGGAAAUGACUAAAUUGUUAUUUUUGGGUGAACCUUUCCUUUCUAAAGAGUAAAAUGACUUUCUUAAUGUUUCGAAAGGCCGUGCAGAGAAACCAUUAAAGAAGCUGCUGUUUGGCUUUGGUGCCAGGUGUUGCCUUUUCUUACCCAAACAUGCCAUAGUGUACUAUAGCCAAAUUUGCCUUGGAAGUUAAAGUGAUAUAUUUAGCAUUUUUAUCAUGUGAUAUGUUCAGAAUUAUAUAUAUAUUCGUGCCGGUCACUCAAGUCAGGAUAAACUGUAAUGAAUCCAUGUAGUCAGUGUCACAGGGUUCACUCUAAAAAAGUAAAAGAGCUGUACUAAGUAAAUUAUAUCUCUACAUUUUUAAAUGAUUGAAUCUAUGCAUUGUAUUCCUUAAUUUUAUGUUGCUAUUGUUAUAUUUUCCUUUUCCUUUGAACUUAUGACAGAGAUAUUUUAUUGUAACAUAGCGCUGUGAGAUAUUAUGGUGUCGUUCGUGUCUAAACUCUAUGUUCCAGAUAGUUAUAUGGGGAAAAAAAAUGAAGUUUAUUUAGAAAAUAGAUGAUGCAGUGAUUAAUAUGCUAAGCUUUUGUAAACUGACAAUGUCGUAUUUCUUGUAUUUAGCUACAGUUUUUAGAAAAAUAGCAUCAAAAAGCAAAUUACUGACAAAAAAGUAAAGAGAUGUUGCAUUUUUAAAAUGAAAAAAAAACACACACACACAAUAUUCAGUCCUGCUCUGGACGCAGAUUCUGGACCAUUUUUUUGUAAUUUUAUGAGUGUAAAGAAAUUGCACUUUUACUUACAUUUUAUAGCAAAGUGCUCCUCCUAACAAGAGGAAGAGUUCCCAUUACAUAUUUUAAAAUAAAAAAAAAUCUGUUACAUUUAACUUAUAUACAGGAAUAAAUUGGACUUGUGCUUUGUGAUUUGCAAUCAAUAAGAAUAUGUAACUUGUUUAAUAUUAAUGUAUUAAGACCUGAAUAAAUGUACUUCUGUGUUA
Molecule: messenger RNA, 5921 nt
Organism: Acanthopagrus latus (yellowfin seabream)
Lineage: Eukaryota; Metazoa; Chordata; Actinopteri; Spariformes; Sparidae
Gene: foxo1a
Product: forkhead box O1 a
Exons: 3
Coding region: 567-2594 (675 amino acids)
Biological process (GO): regulation of transcription by RNA polymerase II
Cellular component (GO): nucleus
Molecular function (GO): RNA polymerase II cis-regulatory region sequence-specific DNA binding; DNA-binding transcription factor activity, RNA polymerase II-specific
Source: RefSeq, a predicted model, not a curated record